AUGUACAAGAUAACAGAACAUCCAUUUGUGAUUCGGUUCCUUCCUCAGACAACCAUUGAUGAAGUCAUCCACAGUGCUCCCGUGAUCACCGUUCAGAAAUUCAUGCUAAGGAAGCAUGAACAUCUGCAAGCUCUGGCGAACACUAGCUUGGGACUUCCUGGUCUGUCCCCCUCUUGCCUUCUAUGCUUCAUAGUUUAG
This is a messenger RNA of Eruca vesicaria subsp. sativa (arugula), 198 nucleotides long. The record is from the annotation of a GenBank genome assembly. NCBI's taxonomy places the organism in Eukaryota, Viridiplantae, Streptophyta, Magnoliopsida, Brassicales, Brassicaceae.